AUGGGCUCUCCUAACACUUCUGGGCACGAUGGCCUUGCCUCCUCUUCUGCCGGCAUCGAUCUGGUCAAUUUGGGCACAUUGACCGCCACGGGGAAAGAUGCUCCCACCAAUCCGACCGUGCAUAAUGUCGAGGAAGAUUUUGAAAAUCCCACGCGGCCUAAAGGUGUCAGAUUCGCGAUUCUUUUUAUUUCAAUUCUCGCUGGAGAUUUCUUUGUUGGAUACGUACGCUAUAUGAUGAAUACCCCUCACGACUUCCCACUAUCCAUCGGCCUGUUUACUGACGACCCAUCUUUGGAUUUGAUCUCAGACGAAUUUGGCACUUUGAACAAGAUAGGAUGGUAUGGGACCUCAUAUCUACUGGCAUUUUGCUCCACUGUCCUUAUUUACGGACAGAUAUAUUCUUUCUACUCUAUGAAGGUUGCCUAUAUGCUAUCAUUCUUCGUGUUCGUUAUUGGUUCGUCAGUGGCUGCCUCGGCUGCCACUUCAACCGCAUUCAUCGUUGGCCGUGCUCUGAGUGGUUUAGGAUCAGCUGGUGUUUUCGCCGGCAGCAGUAUCAUCGUCGCAAAUACGACCUCGCUUAAACAUCGGCCGAUCUAUACUGCCAUGUCUGGUGGAAUGGAGUGCAUUGCGUUGGCAUUUGGCCCAGUAAUCAGCGGUGCAGUGGCCCGCCAUUCGGAGUGGAGAAUCAGCUUCUACAUCAUAAUUCCCGUGGGCGUUGCGGUCAUUCUUUCAGUGUUCUUUUUCGUUCACAACAUCCAACGCCCGGAGCACAUCGACCUACCCAACAAAGAAAAGUUGAAACGGCUCGACAUGAUGGGAGUUGCCACUUUUCUCCCAUUGGCGAUAUCUGUUAUCCUUGCUCUAGAGUGGGCUGGAACAGAAUACACAUGGACUGACUGGAGGAUCAUUCUUCUUUGGGCACUGGCUGGCACUCUCUUGCUAAUAUUCCUCGGGGUGGAAUACCGAGUAGGAGAAGAUAGCAUGUUCCCUUUGAAGCUAUUGUGUCAGCGAUCGGUCGCCUUCGGCGCUAUGUUCACAUUUUGUAACUCUGCAGCCCUUUUCGUCACAGCCUACUAUCUCCCUAUCUAUUUUCAAGCAAUCCGCAGCGCCACCACCUUUGAAUCGGGACUUAUGUACCUCCCCACUGCAAUCCCUUUCGCCCUCGCUAUUCUCGCUGCGGGACCCAUAACCACACUGAUCGGUUACUAUACCCCAGUGAUGGUCAUUGGAGCUGUCUUCAUGGCUAUUGCCACAGGCCUCUACACCACAUUCUCCCCGACUACCCCACCUUCUGAGUGGAUCUCAUAUCAAAUCCUAUAUGGAAUUGGUGUUGGUUUAGCAUUCCAACAGCCUUACACCGCCGUUCAGACAGUUCUUCCAGAUUCCGCCGUCGCUACUGCAUUAGUAGUCCUGAGUUUCACUCAAGAAAUUGGUGGCAUUGUAGCGCUCUCCAUCGCGCAAAACAUGUUCACGAAUCGACUGAUACGGAAUCUGGCCAAGCAGGCGCCAGGUCUGGACCCACGAACUGUCUUGAAGAAUGGCGCUUUGGGAAUCCAAAACCUUGUAUCAGCUGAGUAUGCGGCGGGUGUGAAGACCGCAUACAAUGAUGCUAUAGUUGACGUAUAUUAUUUGGCAUUGGCCUUGACUUGCUUGACCGUCGUUGGGGCUGUUUUCAUUGAGUGGAGGUCCGUCAAGGAAGACGCAGUGAAGGAGAAUGAUAAGAAAGAGGCAGCAAAGGGAACAGAGCAGGCACUCGAAGCACUUACUCUACCCGGUAAACAAGCUACCUAA
Molecule: messenger RNA, 1791 nt
Organism: Penicillium longicatenatum
Lineage: Eukaryota; Fungi; Ascomycota; Eurotiomycetes; Eurotiales; Aspergillaceae
Exons: 5
Coding region: 1-1791 (596 amino acids)
Biological process (GO): transmembrane transport
Molecular function (GO): transmembrane transporter activity
Source: RefSeq, a predicted model, not a curated record